AUGUGGUCCUGGAUCUCAGGAAACUUUCUGUUGCUGCCAUUACGUAAGUCAGACCUGAUGCUGAUGCUGGCCACCAGCCCGAUAGCAGCUUUAAACCUGGUCCUGUGUGGGAGGAGAGGAGCAGGGAAGACUUCAGCAGCCAAGGCCAUUUUAGGUCAGACAGAGCUUCAUUCAGUCUCCAGCUCAUCAGAGUGUGUUAAACAUCAGGGAGAGGUGUGUGGACGUUGGGUUUCCCUGGUGGAGCUGCCUGCCUUGUAUGGAAAACCUCAGGAGGCAGUGAUGGAGGAAUCAUUCAGGUGUAUCUCCCUCUGUGAUCCUGAGGGCGUCCAUGCCUUCAUCCUGGUCCUACCUGUGGGUCCCCUCACUGAUGAAGACAAGGGAGAGUUAGAGACCAUCAGGGACACAUUCAGCUCUCGACUCAAUGACUUCACCUUGAUCCUGUUCACUGUGGAGUCAGAUCCUACAGCUCCAGCUGUUGUUAACUUUCUAAAGGAGAACAGAGACAUCCAGGAGCUCUGUCAGAGCUGUGGAGGAAGAUAUGUUGUUCUCAACGUCAAGGACCAGCAGCAGAUCCCAGAGCUGUUGGAUGCUGUGGAAAAGAUGAGUCAAUAUAAAAACAGACCAUAUACAACAGAAACAUUUGCUCAUGCACAAAUGGAAAAGGUCAUACAACAAGAGACAUGUGUCAAGAGGCAACAGGUUGAACUUGAGAGGCUGAGCCAAAAGAGCAAGCUCACUUGUGAUGAUGAGGAGCAGAGCCCAGAGUGUCUCAGGAUUGUGCUGAUAGGGAAGACUGGCUGUGGGAAGAGUUCUUCAGGAAACACCAUCCUAGGAAGGGAGGAGUUUAAAGCUGAAUUAAGCGGAAAAUCAGUCACCAAUCGUUGUCAGAAAGCAGUGGGUGAGGUGGACGGUCGUCCUGUUGCUGUGGUCAACACUCCUGGUCUGUUUGACACAACUUUGUCCCAUGAAGAGGUUAAUGAGGAGAUGGUGAAAUGCAUCAGUCUUCUGGCUCCAGGACCACAUGUCUUCCUGUUGGUGUUACAUAUCGGUAGAUUAACACCAGAGGAGAAGGAGACAUUAAAACUCAUCAAGGAAGGCUUUGGGAAGAAUGCUGAACAGUUCACCAUCAUUCUUUUUACCAGAGGAGAUGAACUGGAACAUCACAAGCUAUCUGCUGAGGAAUACAUAAGAGAAAGAUGUGAUGACUCCUUUAAGAAGCUGAUUGCUGACUGUGGAGGAAGAUGCCAUGUGUUCAAUAACUAUGAUAAACACAACCACAAACAAGUCAGUGAGCUGAUAACCAAGAUUGACACCAUGGUGAAGACAAAUGGAGGCAGCUGCUACACUAAUGAGAUGCUGCAAGAGGCCGAGGCAGCUAUAAAGAAAGAAGUGCAGAGGAUCCUGAAGGAGAAGGAAGAAGAGAUGGAAGGAGAGAGGGAGGAGCUGAGAAGAAAACAUGAGGAAGAAAUGCAAGAGAUGAAAAAAAGAAUGGAAAAACAGAGAGAAGACAUUGAACAUGAGAGAAAAAAGAGAGAAAAACAACUUGAGGAAUACAUCAGCAAGAAGCUUGACAGAAGAAAGAUGGAAAAAGAAAAAAGAAAAGAAGAAGAGCGGGUGAGGAAAAGACAGGAAGAAUUACUGCGAGAAAAUUGGGAAAAACAACUUAAAGCUUUGCAGAUGAAAAUAAAAAAACAAGAAUCUGAGUCAAAGGAAUUGACUGACAGAAAACUGAGGCAGAAAAUAGAAGAGAUGAAAGCAAAAGAAGAUGCUUCGGAAAACGAACGAAAGAAGUGGUGGAAGAAAAGAGAAGAGGAAAAUAAGCAGAGACAAGAGGAAGAACAUAGCAUGAUUGAAAAGCUAAAGGAAAAAUUUGAAAACGACAGAAAAGAGGAGGAUCGAAUCAGAAGAGAGCAGGAGGAAAAACAGCUAAAUAAAUUGAAGGAAGACUACGAGAGAUCCCCGAUGGAUACAAAGGAGACAUAUGAAGAAAUGGCCAGAAAGAAAGCGGAGGAAAUGAAUAAAUUCAGAGAGCAAUGCAUGAAGGAGUUGAAAGAGCGAUCAUCCCUCUCCUACCGUCUAGUUGCACCUGCACACUACACCAUCUUCAUCUCAGCCUCCUCCACUCCAUUCCACAGGCCCCGGACCCCAGAUCAUGAUCAUUCUCAUUUCUUGUGA
Messenger RNA from Epinephelus moara (kelp grouper), 2175 nucleotides. Its product is annotated as GTPase IMAP family member 8-like. The coding region runs from base 1 to 2175 and encodes 724 amino acids. The record is from RefSeq and is a predicted model, not a curated record. The transcript has 5 exons. NCBI's taxonomy places the organism in Eukaryota, Metazoa, Chordata, Actinopteri, Perciformes, Serranidae. Gene Ontology annotation, molecular function: GTP binding.